Periconia digitata is the source of this 1388-nucleotide messenger RNA. The record is from the annotation of a GenBank genome assembly. NCBI's taxonomy places the organism in Eukaryota, Fungi, Ascomycota, Dothideomycetes, Pleosporales, Periconiaceae.
ACCUUUGCGUUCUACUCUGCAAUGGCAAAGAAAAAAAGCAAGAAGCUGGACCACAAAUGGUCAGCGAGCGAGCUUGGCACUUUGGCCAUGAAUCAACAAAUCAAGACAUCUCCUUAUACAAUCGGUCCUGUCAUAUUGCGUAUCGGCCCAAAAAAGCGAGAAUUCUAUAUACCGGAGUGUCUCCUGGAAAACACAAAUUUGACUUUCUCACAGCCCAGCUGCUUAGAUAGGGGUGUCGUAAACCUGCCCGAUGUGGACGAAAGCACUGGCCAUGUUCUAGUACAUUACUUGUAUACCGGUGUAUACCAAACCCUCGAGGAUGCGGAUAGUUCUCCUGAAAAACAGUCCAAAAUCGGAUUUCACAGAGCAUUUCUCACUUUUGCAGCAGCCGUUGCCUACAAUCUACCUGGAUUGCAGCAGCUAGCGAUGCGAGAAAUACGAGAUUUCGGAACAGAAAUGAGCAUUUUUGACAUCAUUGCGACUGUCGACAAAGACUUUUCAAAACUUCCAAGCGGUAAACACCAGGUGUAUGAAUACAUAUCUGAGAAAGCUAGUUCUACUUUUGAGCAGAACCUCAGCAAGCUGUCAAUAAAUAUCUUCUUGGAGGACGUCAGUAAUGUCGACUUGGCCAAACUCCUGGUACAGUGUACGGUGGACCUCUACAACAGGAAAACUCUAGAAACAUCCAACACCGCAACCGGACCUCUCCAAAUGGACCCUGAGCGGUCCGUCAAAGGCACUGAGGAAGAAAUUAGGAUUGGAGAACCACAAAUCGCUGAAGACACACCUUCUAGAGGACCUGAUACUCAAAAGAUCGCUGCCGACACCCCUGCCCCAGAAAGCGCUUCCAUCGAACCCGAGCAACCAACCAUUGGUUCAAGCACGAAGAAUACUCGUCAAAUUUGUGGCCAGACUAAUUGGUGGGAUUACGCUCCAUGGAAAUCCGUGGAUGCGAAAGAAGCUCUUCCAGUAAUUGCUCUGCAGGAAGACUGUGGAAUAUGCAGGAAAUGUAUGAAGAAAGCAAGGAAGAAGAAGAAGAAAGAGGAGAGAGGAAAAAAUCAAGCAAUCGAGGAGGAUGCUCCCCCCAAAAUGCAAGAAGAGAAAAUCACGAAAACUACUGAGGAUACUGAGAAAGCUUCUUCGCUGCGUUCUGCGUCCGUUGAUGAAGAGGGUUAUGAAGUAUUGCAUUAGUAGUGUACCAAGGUGCAUAUUGGGAACUAUUUAUUGUAGCUGAAUGGAUCAUUGCAGCUUCAUGAGGCUUGGUCUAGGCAAGAUGAUGUUCAAGCUAGACAAACGUGCGAUAAUCAUGAACAUGAAGAAUUACCUCCGGAGCAUUGCCCUGGAGGCGAUUUCUUCCCCAAUGUAUCUAAGCUAAGCCGUGGUUCAAU